This is a messenger RNA of Rattus norvegicus (Norway rat), 1806 nucleotides long. It is a transcript of the gene Adh1c, whose product is annotated as alcohol dehydrogenase 1C (class I), gamma polypeptide. Gene Ontology annotation, cellular component: cytoplasm; cytosol. The transcript has 9 exons. Bases 64 to 1194 code for a protein of 376 amino acids. Lineage: Eukaryota; Metazoa; Chordata; Mammalia; Rodentia; Muridae. Gene Ontology annotation, molecular function: zinc ion binding; oxidoreductase activity; alcohol dehydrogenase (NAD+) activity. The record is from RefSeq and is marked validated.
UCACUGCAGGAGGGAAGAAGUCUACGAGGAUCCAUCCAUUUCCUGCCCACAGCGAAGGACAGCAUGAGCACAGCUGGAAAAGUAAUCAAAUGCAAAGCGGCCGUGCUAUGGGAGCCUCACAAGCCCUUCACCAUCGAGGACAUAGAAGUCGCACCCCCCAAGGCCCAUGAAGUUCGCAUUAAGAUGGUGGCCACCGGAGUCUGCCGCUCAGAUGAUCACGCGGUUAGUGGAUCCCUGUUCACGCCUCUUCCUGCAGUUCUAGGCCACGAGGGAGCUGGCAUUGUUGAGAGCAUUGGAGAAGGGGUGACUUGUGUGAAACCAGGUGAUAAAGUCAUCCCGCUGUUCUCUCCCCAGUGUGGAAAAUGCAGGAUCUGCAAGCACCCGGAAAGCAACCUCUGUUGCCAAACUAAGAAUCUGACACAGCCUAAGGGAGCUUUGCUCGACGGCACCAGCAGGUUCUCCUGCAGGGGAAAGCCCAUUCACCACUUCAUCAGCACCAGCACCUUCUCCCAGUACACUGUGGUAGAUGACAUAGCGGUGGCCAAAAUCGAUGCGGCUGCACCACUGGACAAAGUCUGCCUCAUCGGCUGUGGCUUCUCGACUGGCUAUGGCUCUGCCGUCCAAGUCGCCAAGGUGACCCCAGGCUCCACCUGUGCCGUGUUUGGCCUGGGAGGUGUUGGUCUGUCUGUCGUCAUUGGCUGUAAAACAGCAGGAGCAGCCAAGAUCAUUGCCGUGGACAUCAACAAAGACAAGUUUGCGAAGGCCAAAGAGUUAGGUGCCACUGACUGUAUCAACCCUCAAGACUACACCAAACCCAUCCAGGAAGUUCUCCAGGAGAUGACUGAUGGAGGGGUGGACUUUUCAUUUGAAGUCAUUGGCCGUCUUGACACCAUGACUUCUGCCCUGUUAAGCUGCCAUUCAGCAUGCGGUGUAAGCGUCAUUGUCGGGGUGCCUCCCAGUGCCCAAAGCCUCUCCGUUAACCCCAUGUCGCUGCUGCUGGGACGCACCUGGAAAGGAGCAAUAUUCGGCGGGUUUAAGAGUAAAGAUGCCGUCCCCAAACUUGUCGCUGACUUCAUGGCUAAGAAGUUUCCGUUGGAGCCGCUGAUUACUCAUGUUUUACCUUUUGAAAAGAUAAAUGAAGCAUUUGACCUGCUCCGUGCUGGAAAGAGUAUCCGUACCGUCCUGACGUUCUGAGAACACAUGAAUGCCUUCCCGGUUUCUGACUCCUCCGCCUACCGAAUCAAGCGCCAGCCACAUCACAACCUUAACCUUGCUCUUCAGAGACACACAGCCAAUAAAGCACCUGUGCAAGCUUUCCGUGAGAAACUGAGUUUUCUAUGGAACCUGUUCCAACCGCAUGUUUACAAUCCUAUCUAUGGCUUUCGCACCUCAGCUGGGGAACUGUGGGGUACUAAACCAUCCUUCUUUUUCGAUUGACUUAGAUCAUCUCUCCUCCUGAGGACAGUGUGUCUUGUUGACAACUUGCAUUCUUUUCUGUUUGGAAUCGCAGUGGCUGACACUCAGUGGAGCAGACAGACCUUUCUCUCCCCCAUGCACACAGAAUACCCCAUGUGCUCAUUCUCCCGACCCCUCCCGUUCUACUGUGUGUACCUCCUUCUUUAUGAAAGGCGUGAGUGUGCAAGGAACCCACAGCAGGUCAGGGGACAGAGCUGGGCUGGAAGCUGGAGAAUCUCUGUUGUAAGAACUAAAAGGCAGCACCACACAUGGCCGCUCUGCUUCUAUGCCCUUUGGUGGACAAUGAAUAUGGAGUUGUUUCCUUCAAUAAAAACCUGAAAUAAUGACUGA